AUGAGCGUGGAACAAGUUGCGCAAUCUGGCCAUUUGCGCAAAAAGAGCGUAAGUGAUAAUUGCCCUGGGUCACCUGCAAUUGAAGAAUCGCUUACCCUAUUCAAGAGAUCAGAAAGUACUACCAACGAUGUCUCUGAGACUGUCGCACAGCUGCCAGUUAUGCAGCUGCCUCCUAAUACUAGAGGCGUUUCGUGCCAUUAUUCCGGAGGAUGGGAGCAUGAGCAUGGACAGAUGGCAGACUUACGGACAAUGAAUUUCAGACCAGCACAAAGCGUUAUGCCCGACUUGACGGCCAAAGGUCAACAAAAAGUGUUGAUCAAAUUUGUCGACGAUCCGGUGGUAGUGGAGGGGAUGAGGAUUGAGGAAAGUGGGGGAUUGAUCGUGUGGCGCUCUUGGGAACCAAAACACAUCUUUGUUGAUGACAAUGGUGAUAGGAUGGACGUUAUCUUCAAGAGAGAUAUGAUAAGUUGGGUCAGAAAUGUUUGA
This is a messenger RNA of Botrytis deweyae, 486 nucleotides long. RefSeq lists its product as uncharacterized. The coding region runs from base 1 to 486 and encodes 161 amino acids. Lineage: Eukaryota; Fungi; Ascomycota; Leotiomycetes; Helotiales; Sclerotiniaceae. The record is from RefSeq and is a predicted model, not a curated record. The transcript has a single exon.